AUGUCGUCUCCGAACAUGCCCAACGCCGAGAUUCUGGCUCUCGCUUCUCAGGUGCAGAACUUUCUUCCUGAGACAGCCGACCGUCAGCCGUCCUUUUUCCUGUCACUAGCCCCUGCUACGUCGGCAUCCUACCCCCGGCCGAAGAAGGCCGUCGUCGCCCCAGUCGGGGCUGCUGUUGCUGCCGCAGUCUCGGAGAAGAAGGAGCUGUCAGACAGCACUACAGUAGUGGCAGCAGCGAUGACCUCUGUCGAGGAGGCCGUGCCUGAGAAGACCAGUGUGAAACAGCGCCGGAGCUCCAGCCUGAGCAGCAGCGACAGCAUCAAGAGCGGACCUGUCUUCCGCUUCCUCAAGCUUGGUCCCGUCCACUGGGGCGAGCACCUUGAUGACCACCAGCAGGACUGGAACGAGGUGGCGAUCGAGUAG
Molecule: messenger RNA, 423 nt
Organism: Grosmannia clavigera kw1407
Lineage: Eukaryota; Fungi; Ascomycota; Sordariomycetes; Ophiostomatales; Ophiostomataceae
Exons: 1
Coding region: 1-423 (140 amino acids)
Source: RefSeq, a predicted model, not a curated record